Molecule: messenger RNA, 933 nt
Organism: Suncus etruscus (white-toothed pygmy shrew)
Lineage: Eukaryota; Metazoa; Chordata; Mammalia; Eulipotyphla; Soricidae
Product: olfactory receptor 10A3-like
Exons: 1
Coding region: 1-933 (310 amino acids)
Biological process (GO): G protein-coupled receptor signaling pathway
Cellular component (GO): membrane
Molecular function (GO): olfactory receptor activity; G protein-coupled receptor activity
Source: RefSeq, a predicted model, not a curated record
AUGAAAAGGCAGAAUCUAACCUCUGUGGUUGAAUUCAUCCUCCUGGGCUUUUCUAACUUCCCUGAACUGCAAGAGCAACUUUUUAGGAUUUUCUUGCUUGUUUACUUGGCCAUUGUGAUGGGAAAUUCCAUUAUUAUAAUUGUUAUUUCCCUAGAACAGAGCCUUCAUGUCCCUAUGUACCUAUUUCUCUUGAACUUGUCUGUAGUGGAAGUGACUUUUUGUGCAGUUAUUAUGCCUGAAAUGCUGGUGGUUCUCAACAAUGAAAAAACUGUGAUUACUUUCACAGGCUGUUUUGCUCAGAUGUACUUCAUUGUUCUUCUUGGUGGGACUGAAUAUUUCCUCCUGGGGGCAAUGGCUUAUGAUCGAUAUGCUGCAAUUUGUCGUCCUCUGAACUACCCAAUGAGUAUGAACAAAAGUGUUUUCAUAAAAUUAAUAAUAUUCUCAUGGGUCUCAGGGACCAUGGCGACUACUUUGCAAACAACAUGGGUGUUUAGUUUCCCCUUUUGUGGCCCUAAUGAGAUCAAUCACCUCUUCUAUGAAACACCUCCAGUGCUAGAACUUGUAUGUGCAGACAAAUAUAUGUUUGAAAUCUAUGCAUUUACUGGCACUAUUUUGUUUAUUAUGGUUCCUUUCUUCUUAAUUCUUAUGUCUUACACCAGAAUUCUCUUUGCCAUCCUGAAGAUGCAAUCAAACACUGGGAGGCAAAAGGCCUUUUCUACAUCUCAUCUCACAUCAGUUACCCUCCUGUAUGGCACAGCCAGUAUGACUUAUUUACAGCCCAAAUCUGGUUAUUCCCCAGAAACCAAGAAAGUUAUGUCAUUGGCUUACUCACUUCUUACGCCUCUAUUAAAUCCAUUGAUAUACAGCUUGCGAAAUAAUGAACUGAAAAGAGCUUUCAUAAAAUUAUGGAGAACAAAAGUGUAUCUACAUUAA